Nematocida ausubeli is the source of this 1203-nucleotide messenger RNA. RefSeq lists its product as uncharacterized. The record is from RefSeq and is a predicted model, not a curated record. The coding region runs from base 1 to 1203 and encodes 400 amino acids. NCBI's taxonomy places the organism in Eukaryota, Fungi, Microsporidia. The transcript has a single exon. Gene Ontology annotation, cellular component: RNA polymerase III complex. Gene Ontology annotation, molecular function: single-stranded DNA binding.
AUGUCUCCGAAUGAAAGGCUAUUUAUACUAGAGCUGUUUGGUGACGUCUGUGAAAGAAUUGGUUACUAUCUCUUGAAAAACAAGGACACAAGCUUAAUAUCAAUAUAUAAAGGGAUCAACAGCAGCCGAAAAGAUGCAGUAAAGGGCCUUUCUUUAUUGAUACACUUUGGCAUUGUAGGAUUUACAAACUACAGCGGAAGAGGCGUUCGGUAUUUUAUAAAGCAGGGACACUCCAGCCUUAUCAACUAUCCAGUGUAUAUUAGCUACUGCGAGACUUUGUACGGGCCCCAGGGCAGCCAAAUAGUAAUGGAGGUGCUUCUCAGAAGAAAAAUAGGAAUGAGCUCAAUUCCAGAAGAGCUGCUUGAGUGUGCAAAGAAAAUGCUUCGAGAGGGAAUUCUGGCAGAAGAGUCCGCGCAGGGGGUCAAAAGAGUGAAGGAGGACACAGAAAGAUAUCUUCUUUUUUCAAAAAGCGCAGUUGAUUCUAAAUUGCUUACCAUGUUCUUUUAUAACGAUAUUUUAAGCCAUUUUUCGGAAAAUACAAAGAGAGUGUUUUCUGCAGUGAGAAGCUUCUAUCCAGCGCCAUCCCCUCUAAAUCGCAUUUUGGAAAGAUGUGCAGAGUUUCAUGUUGAGCCAGAGGCUCUUAGCAGCACAAAAACUCUGAGUAUGAGCGAAACUGUUCAGAAGCACAUAAAGUAUCUUAUUGGGUAUGGUGCAAUAUCGGGGGGAUACGAAAUGUAUCAGGUUAACCACGAAUCAUAUCUGGAUAAGAUUAAAAAGAACGUUCUUCUUGAGUACUGUGACAUGUACAUAGGCUCCAUUGCAUCCACGGUGUUUUCUAUGCUAUUGAACAAAGGAUAUGUUGAAGAUAAGUUCAUACAGAAGCAUCUUUUGCUAGAGCCGCAGAAAUGCAAAAAUAUUCUUUUUCUUCUCCUAUCCGAACGAUUUGUCUCUUUGCAGAUGAUUCCAAGAACUGCAGACUGUGCUCCCUCCAAGAGCUUUCAUUUGUGGUCUGCAAAUCCAAGAAAGGUAUUUGCUGUUCUUGAGCAAAAAGUGCACAGCAAGCUAAAUGAAAAUUAUAUUGAGCUAUUUUGUCUACAGAAGAACAAACUAUUUAUUACGCCUGGAGAAUAUAAACACAAAACAGACCAGAUCUUUAAUUUACUUGAGAAGUUACACACCUUCUGUUUUAUAUUGUCUUUAUAG